This is a messenger RNA of Cucurbita moschata (crookneck pumpkin), 1462 nucleotides long. RefSeq lists its product as uncharacterized. The record is from RefSeq and is a predicted model, not a curated record. Bases 157 to 1089 code for a protein of 310 amino acids. The transcript has 11 exons. Lineage: Eukaryota; Viridiplantae; Streptophyta; Magnoliopsida; Cucurbitales; Cucurbitaceae.
CAUCUCUCGGUUGGUAUUAUCGUAUCCCAGUCUGGCGCGCGCUUUAUCGCUCUAUUCCUUGGCUUCCGCUCUGCGAUUUCAAUCGCUUCAAGUUUUCUCGGCACCGAACUGAAACUUGAACUGAAUCUCAGCUUCUUGCUCUGCGAACUGUCGAAGAUGGAAGAGUAUUUGCAGUACAUGAAGACACUGCGCUUACAAAUGAGCGACGUGGAGGAUCAAGUUUCGAAGAUCUCUGUGGAAGAGCACAUGCACUUUACUACUAUUCGAACCAUGGAGAAUGAUCUUACUGCUGCAAAAAGUGAGCUAAAACAAUUCAAAGAAGAUGCUGAGAGAAUGAUGCGGGCAAAGGGUGAAAUAUGCUCCCAGAUAUUAGAACAACAAAGAAAAAUCACCUCUUUGGAGCAUGACAUAUGUACACUUUCACAGACACUCGAGCUCAUUCAGCAAGAAAAAGUCAGCUUAGGAGCCAAAAUUAUUGAGAAGAGUAAUUAUUAUGCCAAAGUUUCUGAGGACAUCAGUCUCAAAUUCCAAGAUCAGCAGGACUGGGUAAAUGCUAACAUGAUCCGCGGAGAAGCGGAAGAGCACGGAUUGGUUAAGUUUGAAACUGCUAAGCGAGGAAGUGAAACGGAAGGAUCUUAUGAUACAGUUGGAGGGAUAUCUGGCACUCGUAUUUACUGCAGUCCUAACAAUCUGGUACUGAACUCCUGCCAUGGACUGGCGAGUGUGUUGAAGCAUAAUGUGCUAUCUAAUGUUGGUUUACAGGUGGAAGAGAGGAAAGAUUUGGAAUCUGCGAAAGACAAACUUAGUCAAGUUUCAAAGAUGAAAUGUGCAGUUGUUUUGGAGAACUCCAAGAUUGGACAGUCAAUUGAGGAAGUUAAGAACGAAUUAAAUGAUUUCAAGCCAGAACUCAGAGCAAUGGAUGAUGUUACAUUGGAGGAAGAGUCCAAGGCGCUCUUAUCAGAUAAAGCUGGAGAAACCGAGUAUUCACGGUCCCUUCAAGACCAAAUUGCAAAACUGAAGGAAAUUUCGCGUGUGAUUAAAUGCACUUGUGGUAAGGAAUACAAGGCUGGAAUAAGCUCAAGUACGUGAUAAUGCAAACAGUCUGUUGUUUGGAAGAGUGAAGAAGAAAUAGGACAAAGCUAACCACUAUGCAGGUAAUUGAGAGGGGAAUAGAUGUUUGAUGGUGAUCUUGUGCUAGAAUCUGUCAAAACUUAAACUUCGCUGAGCGGGUAAUUGCUUCUUUUGCAAUGUGAUAUAUUGUCUCUUAACGAGAGUAAUGUGCUAUGUUCUCAAUCCUAUUGCUGUGGAAAACGUUGCAACUACUCGAGCUAAGAAAUACUUCUGCUUAGUUCAAAAUUCUUCUUCAUUGCAAAACAACGUCGUUGGAUGUAAUACUGAAAUCUAACUAUGUUUACCGUGCUACUUUUGUGCAUAUUAAUGACAGCAAUUUGUUUCGAGAAUU